This is a messenger RNA of Fulmarus glacialis (Northern fulmar), 722 nucleotides long. RefSeq names its product RPE-retinal G protein-coupled receptor-like. Gene Ontology annotation, cellular component: membrane. The coding region runs from base 25 to 522 and encodes 165 amino acids. Gene Ontology annotation, biological process: G protein-coupled receptor signaling pathway; phototransduction; visual perception. NCBI's taxonomy places the organism in Eukaryota, Metazoa, Chordata, Aves, Procellariiformes, Procellariidae. The transcript has 4 exons. Gene Ontology annotation, molecular function: G protein-coupled receptor activity. The record is from RefSeq and is a predicted model, not a curated record.
CUGCAGUGGAGCACGGCUAUCUCCAUGAUGGUGUUCGCGUGGCUGUUUGCUGCCUUUUGGUCUGUGAUGCCCUUGCUGGGGUGGGGAGAAUACGACUACGAACCCCUCCGAACCUGCUGCACCCUGGACUACAGCAAAGGGGACAGAAACUAUAUCACGUUCCUUUUUGCUCUGUCCAUUUUCAAUUUCAUGAUCCCGGGCUUCAUCAUGCUGACGGCCUAUCAGUCCAUACACCAGAAGUUCAAGAAAAGUGGGCACUAUAAGUUUAAUACUGGUUUACCAUUGAAGACGCUGGUCAUUUGCUGGGGUCCCUACUGCCUUUUAUGCUUCUACGCAGCAGUUGAAAAUGUGAUGUUCAUUUCACCAAAAUACCGCAUGAUUCCUGCCGUUAUUGCCAAGACUGUGCCAACGGUGGAUGCAUUUGUAUAUGCCCUGGGCAAUGAGAACUACAGAGGAGGAAUAUGGCAGUUCCUCACAGGACAGAAGAUUGAGAAAGCAGAGGUUGAUAACAAAACUAAAUAACCCAUUACGGCAUUAAGCUAAAUUAAUGCAGGUACAUCACUGAAAGCAAAACGGUAGCGGAAACUGUGUGCAUUCUCUGAUAUGUACGUGCAAAGGUGGUUCCACAUUGGAAAGGCCGUGCACUGGCUACAAGCAACGAAGUACUGAAAGCAAGCCCUCCAGAUAACUGUCCAAACCAUCACAAGCUGCUUGUCAAACAA